AUAAAAGGAGUAAUUUGAACAUUAUUUAGGAUAAGCCGGGGUACAUCGACGAGUUCCCGAGUAAACUACUUGGAACUUAGGCGUAGAUGCGUGGAUACCAAAUGUAUUCAGACGGUUAAAGGAAAUACCGAGUGGUGUCCAUGCCUACGAGGAUCUUCUCACGAGAGUGUGUCGUUGGGCGGUGAUUAUUGCCAUUAGAACGACAAUGACCCCGAUACCCGAUAACGUGCUCGACGUCUCCAGCGUCUAUCAUUCAACCUCAGUCCCAGCUUCCGAGAGUACGAACUGCGGCUGCGUUACCACCCGCUCUGAACCGACCGCCGUUCUUAGGGAUGUUUCUGCUCGGGUUUUCGGAGGCGAGGUGCUUGCCAUCCUUGGCUCUAAGGGUUCUGGUAAACGAGCUCUUCUCGAUGUUAUCGCUGGUCGAACAGCGAUAGGAGAGACACGUGGUCGCAUAAGUUUGAAUGGUAGUCUGCUUACGGAGGAACUGUUCCGGCGACAUGGGGCUUACGUUUCGCAUCGGUGUUAUCUUUUGCCAAGCCUCACUGUUCGCCAAAAUCUGACAUAUGCGACCUGGCUGGCGAAUCUCGACGGCCGAGAAGCCCGGGUGCGUCAGACUUUAGCCGACCUCGCGCUUUCGCAGGUAGCCAAUCGGCCCGUCGCCGACCUUACCAAGCCUGAAUAUAGACGGCUUAUGCUUGGCGUGCAGUUGGCCAAGGAGCCAUUGCUCCUUCUGUUGGAUGAGCCCACCUGGGAUACGGACCCACUCAACACCUACCUCAUUGUAUCCAUGCUUUGGUCUUAUGCCACAAGAAGAGGUUCCAUUGUUAUACUGACGAUGGAAACACCCAGAUCUGACGUGUUGCCCUUUGUCGCAAGGGUUACUUUGCUGUGUCUGGGGGCGGUUGUUUAUUCCGGCCCUACUAGAAGUAUGCUCGACUAUUUCACCUACGUUGGGUUUCCUUGCCCCGAGCUUGAGAAUCCGCUCAUGUAUUAUCUUUGCUUGUCGACGGUGGAUAGACGAUCAAGAGAUCGUUUCCUGGAAUCAAAUCAACAAAUCUCCGUUCUUGUAGAUAAAUUUAAAGUAGAAGGUGGAAUUUUUUUGAAGGAAGCACCUGCGUCAACACUCGGUGCAAAUCAAAUGAAAGGCAAUCAGACGCCAACUUUAUCCCUUAGCCCAACUUCCAUCGGAAUGUCUCACAAGUCGCUGCAAAAUCGUGGUAUCAAGCCUGGAUGCUUCUCGACGCUAUUGGCACUUUAUUUGAGAAGUCUUGCUGCUACAUUCGCAUGCAAUAAAUCGGGUUUGAUUCACUUUGGUUCAAGAAUUUUUUUGCUGCCAUUUAUCCUUGCUCUUCUGAGUAUUUUAUAUUCUCAUUCCAAGGAACAGCAAUCAACCAUAUUUUUACAGACUACUGGACUUAUUUUUAACGUUCUCACACUUUUUUACUUUGCUGGAAUUGCAAUAACUUCUCUUCUUUUUCCUGGAUUUCGUGCUCGAUAUUAUCAAGAAAAGCGCGAGGGCUUAUACGGGGGUGCAAUGUUCAUAACAUCCUACACUUUGCUCAGUCUGCCGUUGAGCUUUUUAUCGACGAUUAUGAGCGUUGGUAUCCUAGUGCCAAUCCUCGAACUCGAUAUUGUAUCUUGGAUCAAAGCGAGUGGUGUGCUUUGGGCGUCCUUUGUCGCUACGGAGCAGAUCACUGUCGCUACCCUUAUGCUUGUAAAGAGACCAAUGAGUGCUUCUAUCAUCGUCCUUUACUUCACUCUUAUAAUGCUUACUGCAGCAUCCGGAAGUAUGAGGAGCUUAAGGAAUCUACCCGAUUGGUUAGGAUCUGUAUCAACAGCAGUUCCAGUAAGAUACGCAUCUUUGGCACUCAAUCAAUUAGCACUAGAAAUAGAUAAUUUUAAGAAUUUAAAUUAUAAUGAUACUAUUACAUGUCCUGGUAUUCAGGAAUUAUGUAGGUACAAAGACGGUAAUACCUAUCUUAGAGAGAGAUUUACUAAAGAAGCAGAGAAUAUUUCUCAAGUAUUGAAUGUGGAGUUGAAUUUAUUGAUAUCAUUAGCGUUCUCUGUGGGUCUUGUUAUUCUAAACAGUGUGUUAUACCUUUUACCUUUGCCUGCUAGUGUUAAGACCAAAUUUCGAGAAUAAUAAUAUUGUUAUUAUAUAAUGAACUUACUAAACUUUAUAAUA
Messenger RNA from Ceratosolen solmsi marchali, 2188 nucleotides. Its product is annotated as ATP-binding cassette sub-family G member 5. Lineage: Eukaryota; Metazoa; Arthropoda; Insecta; Hymenoptera; Agaonidae. The record is from RefSeq and is a predicted model, not a curated record. Bases 206 to 2146 code for a protein of 646 amino acids. The transcript is spliced from 7 exons. Gene Ontology annotation, biological process: transmembrane transport. Gene Ontology annotation, cellular component: ATP-binding cassette (ABC) transporter complex; plasma membrane. Gene Ontology annotation, molecular function: ATP hydrolysis activity; ATP binding; ABC-type transporter activity.